CAAACAUACCAAGUAACUCUCAAUUUGCCUCUUUCCCUGCAUUUCCCAAUGUGGAGCUGGUGCAAGUUUCCUGAAAGAGUGGAAAGAUGUCAGUCUGGGAUUUCCUGCUCUCCUUCUUUCAGAUGGUUUCCCGCAGAAAAAUAAUAUCUAGCAGCUGCAGAGAAUCCAACUUGCGCCGCUGCCUUUCCACCUUGGACUUAGUGGCUCUGGGUGUGGGUAGUACCUUGGGGGCAGGAGUAUAUGUCUUAGCAGGAGAAGUAGCCAAGACCAACUCUGGCCCGAGCAUCAUCAUCUCCUUUCUGAUUGCUGCUUUGGUAUCUGUCUUGGCAGGAUUGUGUUAUGCUGAAUUUGGAGCCCGAGUCCCUCUGACGGGAUCAGCUUACCUCUACAGUUAUGUCACCGUGGGAGAACUGUGGGCAUUCAUCACGGGCUGGAAUCUGCUGCUCUCCUAUGUAAUUGGAACCUCCAGCGUGGCCAGAGCCUGGAGUGCUACUUUUGAUGAACUUCUGGGCAAAAGAAUGGGGAUUUUUUUCAGAACACACAUGGCCAUAAACUCUCCCGGGUUGGCUGAGUACCCAGAUAUCUUUGCUGUUUGCCUCAUUGUUAUACUGGCAGGGCUGCUAUCCAUUGGGGCAAAAGAAUCCACCACAGUGAAUAAAGCCUUCACAGCUGUUAACGUGCUCAUCCUCUUAUUCAUUAUAAUCAGUGGAUUCAUCAAAGGAGACUUGAGGAACUGGCAUUUGAGUGAGACUGAUCUAUUAAGAUCUAUGGCUCACAUGACUAGCAACCAGUCUGUGACUGUCAACAGAACCGGGCAUUUUGGAGCUGGAGGGUUCAUGCCCUAUGGUUUCAGUGGGACCCUAGCUGGAGCUGCUACCUGUUUCUAUGCAUUCGUUGGGUUUGAUUGCAUUGCUACUACAGGGGAAGAGGUGAAGAACCCCCAAAAAUCCAUCCCCAUGGGUAUUGUGCUAUCGCUGCUCAUCUGCUUCCUGGCCUACUUUGGAGUUUCUGCUGCCUUGACAUUGAUGAUGCCUUAUCACCUUCUUGAUACCAUGAGUCCUCUGCCAGUGGCUUUUGAAUACAUCGGAUGGAGCACUGCCAAGUAUGCUGUAGCUGUUGGAGCACUGUGUGCUCUGAGCACAAGCCUUUUGGGUUCUAUGUUCCCAAUGCCCAGGAUUUUAUUUGCCAUGGCCAGGGAUGGACUCCUCUUUCAACCUCUGGCCAAAGUGAGCAGCCGACAGACCCCAGUGAUCGCAACCAUGGUGUCUGGAGCUGUUGCAGCUAUGAUGGCUUUCCUUUUUGAUCUGAAGGCCCUGGUUGACUUGAUGUCCAUUGGGACACUGCUUGCCUACACUCUAGUGGCUAUCUGUGUUCUACUCCUCAGGUACCAGCCUGAGCCCAGCUCUUUAGGCUCAUCCGAAAAGAAGAGGCCAAACAGGAUGCUCUGGGUAGAUCUCCUAAUUCAUCCAGAUAUCAUUCCAACCCAACACUCCUCUCACCUGGUGUCCUGUACUAUCUUUCUGGUUGCUGUUUUAGUCUGCGGUGUCAGUGUGGUAACCACUGUAGGACUACCCUGCUUGUUGUCUGGAAGUGCCUGGUGCAUUGUCUGCCUUGUUCUCUUCCUCCUGGGGAUUCUUGUGGCGUCACUAAUCAUCUGGAGGCAGCCUCAGAGUCAGAAGAAAGCAGCUUUCAUGGUGCCCUGCCUGCCAUUCUUGCCCAUCCUCAGUGUUCUAAUCAAUAGCUGCCUAAUGGCCCAACUCACCAGUGACACUUGGCUUCGGUACUUGAUGUGGAUGGCAUUGGGCCUCCUCAUUUACUUUGGCUAUGGGAUCCAGCACAGCGCAGAGAGACACAGGAAUAAAGAUCUGUCCUUACAAAAGAUGAAGCAUGAAAGAAGUGAUACAGAUUCAGCUGUCACUUGCAAAAAAAUGACUUUAGGGGAACCAUGAUGUGGAACUAUGGAUUCUCACUGAUGGAAGGCCUGGCUGACAGGACUGCUUCCCUCAAACUUUACACAUGUGUGUGUCUGUACGUAUUUAUAGUACAAAAUUCUCUACUACCAAACAAGUAAUUAAGUGCAGAUAGUAAACUGACUUGUGGAAUUCUCAGCCAGUGGAUAAGUAGGUGUUCCACAGUGGUUAAAAGUGCAAGCAGUAGUUCAAACCUCACCUCAUCUGCAAAUUCAUUGGAUGCCAUUUGGCAAGUUAUCAGCUUCAGUCUCUCCCCUCUCUGCAAUACACAAAUAAGAGUAAUAAUAGUGGCACCUUACAAGGCUAUUUUGUGAAUUGCCGAAAUAGUUCUUUUUACACUUGAAAUACCUUGUGUUAAUGCUAGAGUAUUGUCCAGCCAUGAUGAUUAACUGGAAUGCCUUUUUAAAGAGUGAGAGACAUGCAUGGAGGAACAGUCUAUCAACUUCUAUUAGCCAGGUUAGCUAAAUGAAACCCUGCUCACAAGGAGAUUUCUUAUAGUGGUCAAAAGUCACAACACUUAAAACUAGAGAGUGAAUCCUCAUUUCCAGAGUAGCAAAGCCACCACCAGCAUCUUUGGCUAAUCCCCAGCCUGAAACCAAGAGACAAAUCUCAAGCCCUACUGGGUAUUAAGCAAAAAGAAGUCAGCCCUGCAUGGAAGACCACUUUGUAGACUGAGUUCCACAAAACAAUUACUUGGGUAGCUGUGGCAUGUAGGUCAAGGUGCUGGAUGCAGACUGAAGUGCUGAAACCCAAAUAACACCACAAAAAUAUGAUUAAUAAAGUUUAUUAAAAGAUGUGCAAGAGAAUACAAUUAUAGAAGUGCACAAAGCAGGAAAAGAAAAUAAUAAUAAGCUAAAUAACUGUCCUAAUAAUACUGUACAGACUUUCAGUCCUAAAUCAGAUGUCACCAUUCAGCUAGAGCACAAUAAUUCAGGCAAAACCACAAAGUUCAAAAUCCCGAGAACAAAAAUUCCAUGCUGACACCUGUUCAGGUUCAAGGCACAAAGAUGAUGUAUGGCUAAGGUGCCCACCAGCAACCAUCUCAAAGGAAGAUGUAAUCCCUAGCAAGGAUGUUGUCAAGAUCAAGGAUGUAACUAGAGCAAAGGUUCAGGCUUUAAGGCCACCUGCCUGCAAUAAGGCCUGACUGGCUUGACCAAUCAGCGAGUUGCUCACCGUGUGACUACACGUCUCUGCAGCUGGCACAUCCUCACAAUUAGAGGCAAAUCAUUCUACUCCCAGAAUGUUGUGUAUUAAUAAGAUGGAGUGUGGGGUGUGGAAAUGCCUGUGUUCUGUCCUUGAAGCUUUGUGAUCUACACCCGUGGCUAGUUCCAUCUUAUCUAUCUGGGAAAUUGCAUUGUCAUCCUGACUGCACUCUCCCAAAGAAAAAAGGCCAUCUUGGCUUCUAACUAGGCCAAGAAGCCUGAUCCAAUGUUUGAAAGGGUCAAGAAACAGACUGGCAUAGUCAGUCUCUUGACUCCAUGUUUGAAGGCACAGUUAUCUUUCAAUACUUGGAAUCUUGAAAACAAGCAAAAAGGGCUUACCAUUACUUUUAGGCCUGGCUUGUGGGCUUCCAGGGCAUCUAUUGGCUACUCUUGGAAUGGGAAUGCACAGUAGAUCAGCCUUGGUUUAAUACAGCAAGUUAGAUCAUAGAUUCAUUUAAAGAACUUCCAAAUGAAUUAUUUUAUAACCAACCAGCAUCUGGAAUCAGAAGCUGGAUAGCUCUAUAGGAACUGAAACAAUUCCUGUGUUAGUCUAGAAGAAUCAACACAGGUGACAUAGCAAAUGUUGUGACACAACUAUGUAGUAUCCCAUUUGAAAAAGUAACUUUUGGGCUUACCACUGUCACUCCUAGCAGACACAUUUAAAAGCCUAUUUACAGUGCAAUCCAAAGCAUGAUUAGUAACUUCGAGGCAGGAAGUUGAACCAAAGCUGACUGAAAACUGGCUCAGAGUGAUAUUUUGUGGGUUUUUAAUGAACUGGAAGUUAACGUAAAAUUUCUCAGUUGUCUUAAUCCCAAACUGGAACUGAAACCCAUGAACUGGUUGAAAACAAGUUGCCAUACAUUCAGAUGUCCAAAAAUUGUUUUGAGUGUGGUAAGAAAUGGUGGCUCUCUCUUAUAGGGGAGGCAUUCAAACUAAACUUCAGCCCUGGGCAGUUGACUGACUAGUCUCAAGAUAACUGAUGUAUCAAGGGCAGGAUUUGUGCCCACAUGCUCAUGUGUGUUAUCCAAGCAUAUGUGCAAUGUGCAGAUUUUCUAAGAUCACUCAGCUUGUUGAAAUUUGACAUGUUUGCUAGAAGUGUUCAUAUGUUAAUUCUCUUGGUAAAACAAGUGAGCAACAAUGUCAUCAUGAAAAAGUUUAUUAGAUCAUCUCUGACAAAACACACAUUCUCCAAUUCAUUUCAGUUGUUGAAAACAAUAAAGAGAACAUGUUAUAGUCAAUAAAGAAAGCACCAUUUGUUUAUGAA
Eublepharis macularius is the source of this 4436-nucleotide messenger RNA. RefSeq names its product cationic amino acid transporter 2-like. The record is from RefSeq and is a predicted model, not a curated record. Gene Ontology annotation, molecular function: amino acid transmembrane transporter activity. The transcript has 12 exons. Gene Ontology annotation, cellular component: plasma membrane. Lineage: Eukaryota; Metazoa; Chordata; Lepidosauria; Squamata; Eublepharidae. Bases 87 to 1949 code for a protein of 620 amino acids. Gene Ontology annotation, biological process: transmembrane transport; amino acid transport.